Messenger RNA from Paraphaeosphaeria sporulosa, 2010 nucleotides. RefSeq lists its product as uncharacterized. Gene Ontology annotation, molecular function: protein binding. The coding region runs from base 73 to 1848 and encodes 591 amino acids. The record is from RefSeq and is a predicted model, not a curated record. NCBI's taxonomy places the organism in Eukaryota, Fungi, Ascomycota, Dothideomycetes, Pleosporales, Didymosphaeriaceae. The transcript has 3 exons.
GCGACUAUUGCGCGCCAUCUCCAUUUCCAUUCCGUUCUGCUGCUGCCCCUAUGAACGCCAUCCUCGCGCCGCAUGGGAUGGCAGGAGCGCAUCGUCUUUUUUCGUGACUUCGCAUACGCGCAUCCGCCCCGACGCACCCGCAUGGCUUCGGGCACUGUUGGCGACGUGCCCGCUGCCACUUAUGCAGAACUCCUUUCGGGCCGUAUGAUCGAUAUUUAUGUUGGCGAGGGCAGGCGCCACUGGGCGCUGCACCGCAACCUCCUCUGCCACCAUUCCGAGCUGCUGGAGUCGGAACUGCAGGGUCACAAUGGCAAACAGCGACAGGAUAGCCUCGACCUACCGGACCACGAUCCGGCGGGCUUCGAACUGCUUGUGAAAUGGCUCUAUCAGGGCAAGCUGGACGAUGUGUCCGACAUGCCAGAUGCGAACCAGAAGUACGACUACGCCGUCAGCUGUCACAAGCUCUACCUGCUGUGCGACCGCUUCGACAUGCCGCAACUCAAGAACGUGGCCAUGGACCAAUACCGCAAAGGCCUCAACCAAGCGGAGCUGGUCCCGGACGCUGAAGAGAUUGACGAGAUCUAUCGCAAGAGCCCGAAAGACUCGCCGUUCAGGCGCCUGAUGACGCGCAUUGCAGCGCGCCAGAUCAUGGACCCCGACAGUGACCGAGACGUGGAGACGUAUCGCCAGUGUUUCGAGAACAACACCGAUUUCGCCAUCGAGCUCGUCAAGGCGAUCAAGUACGGCACCGGAGGUAUGCUCUUCGACGACCCGACCGAUACCGGCAAUCAGUGCGAAUACCACGACCACGACGACGGCCCCAACUGCCAUGUCAAGGGCAAGGGCAAGCAAGCACUCAAGUCAACCACCCGCCGCCGCGCCCUCAAAUCCGUCAGCUCCGAUCCUUCGACAAAGUCCGUCCAGACUCUCCUCCCACCCCGCCGGCCUCGUCCCCCGCCAAUUCUACAAGCCCCGCCUCCCCGCCACGCUCGCCGCCAGAGCGAGACGACCAGCGCGGGCCCUCUACGCCGCCGCCUCACAAGUCCGGCUUUUUCGACAGUCGAGACGUCAACGGAGCACGCAACGGCGGGUCCGCCGAGCCCCAAGGCGGAAAAGGACAAGUUCCGGAGAGUCACACCCCCAGAGAGACUCCUUCCCACCCCUCCGCUCACCGAGGAGAAUCAGUCACUCCCAGCCCUCGCCGACCGCCCCCCAAGCUCCGACGGCGGGUCUCACCAACACCGGGCUAGCAACACGGUCAGCGAGAACGGCAUGGACGAGAACGCGAAGCCUGAACACACAUCGCCCCCGAGGGGUAUUUGGCAGUGGGCGAGGGCUGGCACUCGAUUGAACAUGCUUGGGAGGAUGCCAACAAUACCACACCCACCGAUGACGCUGAAAGCAGCCACCACGGCUGUCCACGGCGCCCUCGGCGGCGGAAAAGCCGCUACAAAAGACGACUUCAGCAUUCCCUCCGCCGUCUCCACCGAGCCCGACAACGAAACGCAAGCAGAGGAGGUUGCAGAAGCGAAGAUGGAAGGCCUCGGCAUCGCCAACAGCACCGUUGAGCAACGCUCUCUCUUCAGCCAAACCAAGCGCUCCUCCGACGAUCUCGUCGCCCAACUCAACGACACUCCGUCCCCGCAAAACCAAGAGUGGACAAACGGCGAUCACAAGCCCGCCAACGGCGUCCCGAGCGAGCCCAUCACGCCCUCCCCUGCUUCCCGCAAAGCUACCACUAACGGCGUCAUGUCCGAGAACACGAGCACGCCUAGCCCGCACCGCAUCCCCAAGUACAAAAUCGCACUCGCUUCACAAAUUCUCUCACCGCAGCGCGCUGUUUCGUAGUGAUACCCUGUUUUGUUUUCGUUGUGCGACUUGAGCUUUUAGUUGCGUUGACCGCUAUGUGUUAUGAUGGGAUGAGGUGGGAGUUUGGGGUCUGGGACCUGGUAAUAGUGUUGUAUUGUAUAUGUAUGGCAUCGAAAACUUAAUGGGACAUACAGAUCGAUG